AUGAUUCACCAGCCACCAGGAUCCGUCGUUGGUGUCGAGUUGGAAAUGGGGCCCUUUCAGUGUAACCUUGUGGACAGUUGCUUCGAAGAGCGUCAGUAUGAAGCCGCCAUUUCCAUGUUGGAGCAACUCCGUUCACCCAAUUAUAAACCAUCUAUAUCCCACAUUCGCCAGCUGAUAUUUAUUGCCCUUCACUCGUCGCGUCCAUCGUUAGACGGCCCAAAGGAUAGGUCUAUAUUCGAGUCACCCCGGAAAUUUGCCGCAAAGCAGCAGAAGGAAUCGUACGCUGUAGGUCCGGGUGCAGCCGCCGCCGCUAUUCAGCUUCUGGAGUCUUUCGUUACCACAAACUCUCCAGAUGCCCUUGGCCGUGCUUUGCCACACUAUCCAAGUGUGAAGAACAUCAAGUCAAAUGAUGUCAGCGAAAUAACCGACUCUACUCUUGCAAAACAAUCGCUGUGCAUAAAGGAGGCAAAGAAUUGCUGGGAUAUCCUUGUCGAAGGAUUUACUUUGGCAGCUCUGCAAAACUGCUCUUCAUCAAAAGGCAAAGGGAAGCAGCGCCAAGAACUCUUUGCUAGCGAAUCUUUUUCAGAAGACCCUCUUCCACAGGCUCAGGUUGUCGGUAAAGAUUCAUGGCCGCUUUUGAACUGGUUAGUGGAUUUGUUCGAACGGGACGAAAGCUUUUCGGAACAGCGAGGACAGCCACGACACUCACCUCUUCUUGUGGAACAACUUCCCCCUCCCAGGGGUGAGUCGGCAACGAGAUGGGACACGACUGCCCCUCUCGAUGUCAUCUUCUACUGUCUUGAGCAAUCGGACUUGAGGAAACAAAGGAUCGGAUACAGACUGAUGACGCUGAUGAUAAAUUUGACGUCGACCAUUUACUUGGAUCUCUCGAUGUUUGCAGCAUCCGUUUACGGCCGUCUUUCGACAACUGGAAUGGGCGGAUACUCGCUUCUUUCUUCGAACCUUCUCCCAUCAAUCCGCGUUCGAAGAUUUACGAUAGCUUUUUGUCUUCGGUUGGUCUCGGAUGGCACGUUUACCGACGCUGGUCAGAUAUCAACUGUACGGCCCAAACCCCAAGCACGCCUCCCGCCAAAAGCUCGUAUUGCCCACGAUGACGAGAAAUCACCUCUGCCACGGGAAACUGGACGCACGAGCGUUGUUCAAGAGAUGCAAUCAUGUGCGAGUAAAUAUCUACUGCCGAAUUGCAGCGAGGUCUUGCGCCUAUUAGAACUCGAGUUGCCUGGUAGAAUGCCACCUGAAGUUGUCCUGCGGAUGAAGUUCGAUCUUUUGACAUCCUAUGCAUCACUUCAGGCAGGGCUACCAGAAACUACAAAGUCCGAGUGGAGGGAUGUCUUGCAAGUCGGAAGGCUAGGAAAAGUUAUUGAAACAGCGUUUGGUCGCGAGAAGGAAGGAGACGCAAAUUUAUACCUACAAAUUCUUCAAAAUCUACUGUCUACCUGGUGA
Laccaria bicolor S238N-H82 is the source of this 1464-nucleotide messenger RNA. RefSeq lists its product as uncharacterized. The record is from RefSeq and is a predicted model, not a curated record. NCBI's taxonomy places the organism in Eukaryota, Fungi, Basidiomycota, Agaricomycetes, Agaricales, Hydnangiaceae. The transcript has 4 exons. The coding region runs from base 1 to 1464 and encodes 487 amino acids.